UUUCAGCAAGUCAGCAGUAUGUUACCCGCCAACAAGAAGCUCUUCACUUGAUUGCACCAUGGAAAAACUGCUAAGGAGACUGGCUGAGCACAGAAAUGGACUUGUAGGACCGAAAGCCAUUGUUUUGAAAUGAAGAAUCCUGGACAGUGUUAAGCCUCAAUGCUCUGUAACCAGCACUGAGAUUUGCCCGAGCACCUCAGCAUGGCCAGCAGGCGCAAGUCAACAAUACCCUGCAUGGUCCUUGCCAGUGAACAGGAUCCAGACCUGGAGGUGGUAUCAGAUGUGGAGGAAGCGCCUCCUGUUCUAACACCUGUGGAAAACGCCAGAGCAGAGAGUCUCUCAAGCGAUGAAGACGUUCAUGAGUCUGUGGAUUCUGACAAUCAGCAACAUAAAAAAGUGGAAGGUGGCUAUGAAUGUAAAUAUUGUACUUUUCAAACUCCAGAUCUAAAUAUGUUUACUUUUCACGUGGAUUCAGAACAUCCCAAUGUUGUGCUAAAUUCCUCCUAUGUGUGUGUUGAAUGCAAUUUUCUUACCAAAAGGUAUGAUGCACUUUCUGAGCAUAAUCUGAAGUAUCAUCCGGGAGAAGAGAACUUCAAGUUGACUAUGGUGAAACGUAACAACCAGACAAUCUUUGAGCAAACCAUAAAUGAUCUGACUUUUGAUGGUAGUUUUGUGAAAGAGGAAAAUUCAGAGCAAGCAGAAUCUACGGACAUUUCUUCAUCAGGAAUAUCUAUUAGUAAAACUCCUAUCAUGAAAAUGAUGAAGAAUAAAGUGGAGAACAAACGGAUUACAGUUCAUCAUAACUCAGCUGAAGAUGUUCCCGAAGAGAAAGAGAAUGAAAUAAAACCAGAUCAUGAAGAAAUUGUAGAAAAACCAAGUUCUUCAGCCUCUGAGUCUAAUAUCAGUACUUCCAUUAUGAACAGAAUACAUUCAAAUACCGCAAGCACGGUAAUGGCCCCCGCAGCAGUCCUUCCUGGGUUAGCACAGGUCAUAACUGCCAUGUCAGCCCAGCAGAACUCCAACUUGAUUCCCAAAGUCUUAAUCCCGGUCAAUAGCAUUCCUACCUACAAUGCUGCAUUGGAUAACAACCCCCUUUUACUUAACACCUACAACAAAUUUCCCUAUCCCACAAUGUCAGAAAUUGCCGUUCUUUCUGCCCAAGCAAAAUACACAGAGGAGCAGAUCAAGAUCUGGUUCUCAGCCCAGCGUCUCAAACAUGGUGUUAGCUGGACUCCCGAGGAAGUAGAGGAGGCAAGGAGAAAACAGUUCAAUGGAGCGUUACACACUGUACCUCAGACCCUAACCGUGAUCCCCACACACAUCUCCACAGCGAAUAACGGUUUACCAUCCAUUUUACAGACGUGCCAGAUUGUAGGGCAGCCAGGUCUGGUUCUCACACAGGUAGCUGGAGCAAACACCUUACCAGUCACAGCUCCAAUCGCUUUGACAGUGGCAGGAGUCCCAAAUCAAACCAAUGUGCAGAAAAGUCAGGUACCUGCUGCUCAGCCUGUUGGAGAAGCAAAGCCGGCAGCGGCAGCAGCAGUAACAGUUCCAGCUUCGCAGCUUGUCAAACAUGAAGCCACCUUGCUAAACCCUGACUCAUUUGGCAUUCGAGCAAAAAAGACUAAAGAGCAGCUGGCAGAAUUAAAAGUCAGCUACCUUAAAAAUCAGUUUCCCCAUGAUUCAGAAAUUAUCCGACUUAUGAAAAUCACCGGCCUAACGAAAGGAGAGAUUAAAAAAUGGUUUAGUGACACCAGGUACAACCAGAGAAACUCCAAGAGUAAUCAGUACCUGCAUCUCAACAAUGAGUCCUCGGCCACCAUUAUCAUAGACUCCAGUGACGAGACCACCGAGUCGCCACCGGGUGUUGCUUCACAGCCCAAACCAGCCUGGAAUUCUCUUCCCGACUCAACACCACACAAGUUUAAAGAAAAGACUGCAGAGCAGCUUCGGGCCUUGCAGGCCAGUUUUCUCAACAGCUCCGUGCUUACAGAGGAAGAAUUAAAUAGGCUAAGAAUGCAAACCAAACUUACCAGAAGAGAAAUUGAUGUUUGGUUCACAGAGCGGAAUAAAUCGAAAGCUUUAAAGGAAGAGAAAACAGAAAUAGAUGAGGGCAAUGCCGGCAGUGCCAAAGAAGAAGCUGGAGAACCUUCUCCUGGGGAAGAAUCUGGUGCCCCUAAGCCCGCGAGCACAGGCAAGAUGUGCAAGAAAUCCCCUGAGCAGUUACACAUGCUCAAGAGCGCAUUUGUCCGAACACAGUGGCCGUCCCCAGAGGAGUAUGACAAGCUGGCCGAAGAAAGUGGGCUGGCUAGAACAGACAUCGUCAGUUGGUUUGGGGAUACCCGUUAUGCUUGGAAAAAUGGAAACUUGAAAUGGUACUACUACUACCAGAGCGCCAACUCCAGUGGCCUGAAUGGUCUAUCUUACCUUAGGAGGCGAGGGAGAGGGCGACCCAAAGGCAGGGGACGAGGUGGCCGGCCGCGUGGGCGGCCUCGGGGAGGCAAAAGAAUGAACUGGGACCGGACGCUGCCCCUAAUAAAGUUCAAAACUGGAACUGCAAUACUUAAGGAUUAUUACCUGAAGCACAAGUUUCUGAACGAACAAGACCUUGACGAACUUGUGAACAGAUCGCACAUGGGCUACGAGCAGGUCAGAGAGUGGUUUGCAGAAAGACAGCGGAGGUCCGAGUUAGGCAUGGAGUUAUUUGAAGAAAACGAGGAGGAGGAGGAGGAAGAGGAGGACGUGAUUGACGAUCAGGAAGAGGAUGAAGAAGAAACAGAUGAUAGUGACACUUGGGAGCCCCCCCGGCACGUGAAGCGGAAACUUUCCAAAUCAGAUGACUGAAAUCUGCCUAAAGCGUUGAAGGAGAAUCAGUUCUUCAACUCAAGAUGUCUGAUUUACUGUGAAUGGGCCCAAUCUUUGAUGCAACUGAAAACAUUUGGGGCAUAUACACUCUCAAACACUAGGAUUCAAUACCCAAAAGAAGUGGAACUUAAUGUAUGUUGUGCCAAAGUUAAACUACUCCAGCUGGCGGAAGUUCUGC
Chrysochloris asiatica (Cape golden mole) is the source of this 3043-nucleotide messenger RNA. It is a transcript of the gene ZHX1, whose product is annotated as zinc fingers and homeoboxes 1. Lineage: Eukaryota; Metazoa; Chordata; Mammalia; Afrosoricida; Chrysochloridae. The record is from RefSeq and is a predicted model, not a curated record. Gene Ontology annotation, molecular function: DNA binding; DNA-binding transcription factor activity, RNA polymerase II-specific. The transcript has 2 exons. Gene Ontology annotation, biological process: regulation of transcription by RNA polymerase II. Gene Ontology annotation, cellular component: nucleus. Bases 202 to 2844 code for a protein of 880 amino acids.